GGGUGCGGCUGCACUGCACCACGCGGAUCGUUCGUUGCUGCCGUUGUAAUCGGACACCCACUUUAUUUCCGCAAGGAGAAAAACACUUUUUUUCCUCGUUGUUCAGGUUAAACGGCCGUAACACAAAGACGGUUGGGUGGCGCGCGCUGUUGUUUUCUGAGCGCGUGUGUACCGGAGUUUUUGCUGGUCCCGAGACCGGACGCUGCACUUCUUUGUUCUGUGCUGCGUCCUGUAAACUCUCUCUGGACGCGGCUGGUCUGUGACCCCACGCUGCAACCGAUCCUCUAAAAGUUCUGCAGCAAUGCCCGGAAUCAACACUCACACGCUGUACAGCUGGGAGAUGGAGCACUACUUUUACGACGAGAUGGAAACCGAGCAGGACUUCUUUAAGUCUUCUGCUCCGAGCGAGGACAUAUGGAAGAAAUUCGAGCUGCUUCCCACCCCACCCAUGUCGCCGUCAAGGACUUUGUACGGGGACUACUUACUGUCGUUACCGGCGCCGCCGAAGUUAUUACCAUGUGACGAGGAGUACGAGGGGUUGUACAAGUUCGACCCCCUGGACAUUUUUGAAAAUCUAGGUUCCAUCGUAAUCAAAGACUGCAUGUGGAGCGGGUUUUCCACGAGUCACCGGCUGGACAAAGUGGUUCACGGCGAGCGUGCACCUGUGACGGCUCCGAUUCAGACCUCUACCUCAUUACAGACAGUUUUGACCACACACAAAGGUCUCCAUGCCGUACCGGGCACGCCCGUCACCCAUGCGGCCCAGUGCGUGAACCCCGCAGCAGUCCUCGAGCUCCCUGUCCCGCAUAACCAGAAAGGGGCUGUAGGGUCUUCCGGUUCUGAGGGUCGCUCUGAUUCAUCCGAUGAUGAUGAUGAUGACGACGAUGAGAUCGACGUGGUGACCAUUGACAACCGACCGAAGCGUGGUCGACCUCCAAGCCGUCGGACGCCAGUGACCAUCACUGUGAGUGCGGAUCCAUUCGGACCGUGUCCCAAACGCUUCCACAUCUCUCUACAUCGGCAGCAGCACAAUUAUGCUGCCCCCUCCCCCGACACAGAGCCUGAAGAUGACUUUGACGAGAUUGAGUCUGUGAGCAAACUGCCACGCCUGGAGCAUUCAUCCUCUCCCUCAUCUCCACUCUCCUCACCUGCCACUUCUGACUCGGAAGACUUCAGCGAACAGCGGAGGAACUUCUUGGAGAGGAAGAGGAGAGAUGACCUUCGCUCCAGGUUCCAAGCGCUCCGAGCCGAGAUUCCAGGUCUGUCCGCAUCAGCAAAGACUUCAAAGGUUGCGAUUCUGACACAGGCAAUGGAAUACUUACUGCAGCUGCAUACGUGCCAGCGGCGUCAAGCUCGGGAGAGAAGGAAACUGAAGGCCAAACAACAACAGCUUCUCCGGAAGAUCAGCGUAUUACAGAAAUCCUGAAAAACAUUCAUUGUAACUCAAAAGCAUCUAAAAUUUUCCAAAGCUCAUUAUGAAUGAGAACUCAUUCUGUGACUAAAAUUGACUGCAGGGAGGUCCACAUUGAAUUCUGCCCUUAUAGAAGGGAUCUGUAUUAUAAGUCUGUAUAUGUAUGUGCCAAAGUGGUUGCUUUUGGCUGGGCUUUAGAGUUUGUGCCAGAUGACAUAUAAGCCCUCAGUGAAUUGUAAAGAGGAAGCUAUUAGUGGUUGAAGUGUCUUCCUCCGUAGGAAGAAGGGUGGGUGGUUUGUGUGCAUGUGGGGGUGUGUAGUAGGGUGAGGGGAGCAUGGUGUUCCAACACAUUUUGCAUCAGGUUUUCCUGAUUAGCUUAUAGAAGGAAACCUAAAGUGUCUUGUUCAUAACAUGAUCUGUACAAAUCUGUUGUAAAUACUGUAUUCGGAGGAUGUUUUCCUCCGGGAUCAUGAACUGCACAGAGAGUCUAUUUUGUUAAA
Xyrauchen texanus (razorback sucker) is the source of this 1911-nucleotide messenger RNA. Its product is annotated as protein L-Myc-1a-like. Gene Ontology annotation, molecular function: protein dimerization activity; RNA polymerase II cis-regulatory region sequence-specific DNA binding; DNA-binding transcription factor activity, RNA polymerase II-specific. Gene Ontology annotation, biological process: regulation of transcription by RNA polymerase II. The record is from RefSeq and is a predicted model, not a curated record. Lineage: Eukaryota; Metazoa; Chordata; Actinopteri; Cypriniformes; Catostomidae. Bases 302 to 1426 code for a protein of 374 amino acids. The transcript is spliced from 3 exons.